AUGCCACCAAAACCUGCAAUCAAACCCAGAAAAAAAGUCUCGUGUCAUUGUGAUGAAUGUAACGGAAAAUUAGUUGAUCCAAGAACAAAAGUAAAACACGAGGCUGAAUAUGAGCAGAUGAAUCGUUUAUCAAGAUCUACAAAGGUCAGUAAAUCAGUAUCAAAGCGAGUUCAAAUAGACAAUAAUGAUGAUGAAACUUCAAACGCAUCCUCAAGUUCAUCGGGUUCAUCAAGUUCAUCAACAUCCGAAUCGCAAGAACCAAUUCACAUCCCGACUAAACGAGAAAGAAAAGAGAAAUUUAAAGCAGUGGAAUCGGCUGUUAAUGAUGUAUUGAUUGAUGAACUUGAUAACGAAGAUACUGGCUUCAGCUCACCGAUUGAUGACGACCAAAGUGAAGACUUGAAUGAUGAAACUUCUGAUGAUGAAUGA
Molecule: messenger RNA, 429 nt
Organism: Rhizophagus irregularis DAOM 181602=DAOM 197198
Lineage: Eukaryota; Fungi; Glomeromycota; Glomeromycetes; Glomerales; Glomeraceae
Source: RefSeq, a predicted model, not a curated record